Messenger RNA from Erinaceus europaeus (western European hedgehog), 1034 nucleotides. It is a transcript of the gene RTRAF, whose product is annotated as RNA transcription, translation and transport factor. The transcript has 8 exons. Gene Ontology annotation, biological process: tRNA splicing, via endonucleolytic cleavage and ligation. The record is from RefSeq and is a predicted model, not a curated record. The coding region runs from base 145 to 873 and encodes 242 amino acids. Lineage: Eukaryota; Metazoa; Chordata; Mammalia; Eulipotyphla; Erinaceidae. Gene Ontology annotation, molecular function: RNA binding. Gene Ontology annotation, cellular component: tRNA-splicing ligase complex.
UGAUUGGUCCAAGCCGCCGUCCUGGCUAAGCGUCCCGGCGUCUGCCCGCCCUCUCGCCGCGUAGCCGGUGCCUGCGCCGUGGGUUCCUGCUCGCCUCUCCUCUCCGGGUGCGAGCCUGGGCGUCCAGAGCGAGAAGCCGGGAGCAUGUUCCGACGCAAGCUGACAGCCCUCGACUACCACAACCCCGCGGGCUUUAACUGCAAAGAUGAAACAGAAUUUAGAAACUUUAUUGUUUGGCUUGAAGACCAGAAAAUCAGACACUACAAAAUUGAAGAGAGAGGUAAUUUAAGAAACAUCCAUAGCAAUGAUUGGCCCAAGUUCUUCGAAAAGUAUCUCAGAGACGUUAAUUGUCCUUUCAAGAUUCAAGAUCGACAAGAAGCAAUUGACUGGCUUCUUGGUCUAGCAGUUAGACUUGAAUAUGGAGAUAAUGCUGAAAAAUACAAAGACUCUGCACCUGAUAAAAAUACUGAUAAUGCAGCUAAAAAUGCAGAGCCACUGAUCAAUUUGGAUGUAACUAAUCCUGAUUUUAAGGCUGGUGUAAUGGCUUUGGCUAAUCUUCUUCAGAUUCAACGUCAUGAUGAUUAUCUGGUAAUGCUUAAGGCAAUUCGCAUUUUGGUCCAGGAGCGCCUGACACAGGAUGCAGUUGCUAAAGCAAAUCAAAUAAAAGAGGGCUUGCCUGUUGCUUUAGGUGAACAUAUUCUUGGUUUUGACACGGGAGAUGCAGUUCUUAAUGAAGCUGCUCAAAUUCUACGCUUGCUGCAUAUAGAAGAGCUCAGAGAGCUACAGACAAAAAUUAAUGAAGCCAUCGUAGCUGUUCAGGCUAUAAUUGCUGAUCCAAAGACAGACCACAGACUGGGGAAAGUUGGAAGAUGAACAUUAUUAGGAUUUCAACUUCUUACAUACUUAGUACCAUUGGGAAGCACGCACACUUCUGGCAUGUGUUUGGAAGUCAGAUGUCACAUUUUUGAGGGCAGAAAUUUGAUGUAAUGUUUGAGAUUUACCAUCAUUUUUCUUUAAUAAAGUUGGGAAAAGUG